AUGGCGCAAACCAAUCUGCCCAGCUACUAUGCGCGAGGUCACUCCGACUACACCAUCGCAACCCAUCUUCGACGCAAGGCGGAGACAGAUGCCGCCUUUCUACUACCCUACAUCAAGUCGACGGACCACAUUCUUGAUGUAGGCUGCGGGCCGGGAACCAUUACGACAAGCCUGGCCAAGUAUGCCAACCAAGGCACGACAAUCGGUGUCGAUAUCUCGCCCGACGUGCUACAAAAGGCAAAGGCACUGGCAGAGGAAUCCGGCGUCCCCAGCCAAGGGCCAGGAUUCGUCAUCUUCGAAGAGGGCAACGUUGUCGACGGCCUUCCCUAUCCCGACAACACGUUCGAUGUCGUCUUCAGCUCCCAGGUCAUUGGCCAUCUCCCGCCGCCGGACAUACCACUCCGGGCCCUGACCGAGAUGCGGCGGGCCCUGAAGCCGGGCGGAAUCCUCGCCACCCGCGACGGCAUGGGUCACCACUUUUACCCGCAGAGCUUGAACCUCGAUCGGCUGUGGGGAGAGAACCAGCUCCGGGCGUCUCGCCGAGGUGCCCCUGAGGCGGAUCCUACCGCGACGAUGAUGCCGGCGCUGCUUCGGGGUGCCGGGUUCGACGCCGAUGGGGGAAAGGUCCGCGUUGGAGCUGCGGCUUCUGUGUCCUCGGGCCCGGAGGCUCGUCAGCGGCUGGCCUGGCGGGCCGAGGGUCAGCUGCAAAAAGGGGAUCCGUUCUACCAGACUUGGGUGGAUGCUGGCAUAUCCGAGGAGGAGAUCCAACAGACUUUGGAUGCUAUAAGAAAGUGGGCUGCGACUGAUGAUGCCUGGCUGGUAAUUCUGCAGUCUGAAAUGCUCGCAUGGAAGUAGCCUACAGCCAGCCGGAAAGCACAAGGACAAGAGUCAAACGAGUAUCGAGUCAUCU
Messenger RNA from Trichoderma reesei QM6a, 910 nucleotides. RefSeq lists its product as uncharacterized. The record is from RefSeq and is a predicted model, not a curated record. Gene Ontology annotation, molecular function: S-adenosylmethionine-dependent methyltransferase activity. The transcript has a single exon. Lineage: Eukaryota; Fungi; Ascomycota; Sordariomycetes; Hypocreales; Hypocreaceae. The coding region runs from base 1 to 855 and encodes 284 amino acids.